GUUCAAUUCCAAGAGAAAAAAAAGUCAAAGUCAAUAAUUAUUACACACACAGACUGUCAGACACACAAAGUCGGAGCUUCCGUUCCCAGGGUGCCUGGCAAGCUUGCAAGGUACUAGCUCUCUGUCGGUGUAGAGGGGCAGAACUUGUUGCUGCCUUGCAUACAUCAUCAUUAUCAUCAUCAAGCACCAUAGAAGCAAACACCUGAGUUGACGUAUAGAUAAACAUGUUUGUGAAUAAGUUUUCUGAACUUUGAACCUGAUGCGGGCUGCGGCUUAAUUCUUCCAACCCUAUUUGAUCACCACACCAUCUCCUGCCGCACCAGUCGCAGUCAGAUACAGGCAACUCAACAAGCAGCACAACGCAAACCAUGGCCAGCCCCAGCGCUUCGCCCGCCGUCGACACGGCCCCCGCAGAGCCGCCAUCAAAACGCCGGAGGGUGGACGGCGACGACAGCAAUGAAGAAGCGGAUCGUGCUGCCUCUCCCGAAACCAGUGCCGCGCACCAAGAAUUAUCGAUACGUACCGGCAGGCCUGGCAGCAGGUCUCGAUCAGGCAGUCCCAAAGAAGACGACGAAGCCAGGCGGUCUCGAGAGAAGCGGUCAUACUCGAGAACGCGAUCACUCCGCUCUCGGUCGAGGUCAAGACCGACAUCCCGAUCGCGAUCCCGGUCUCACUCCCGCUCUCGAUCCACCUCCCGCUCAACCGACCGCCGCCGCUCCCGGUCCAGGCGCGACAGCUCCUCCCGAUCUCGGUCCCGGUCACGUUCACGCUCCGAAUCGCGCUCGCGCUCUCGCUCUCACACACGCUACCGCUCGACUGGCUCCUCACCAACCCCAGCAGCCGAAAGCAAACCCCCGGAGCGGGUGCAAGUGCGUUACAAGCGCCGCCUGGAACUGCGCGGCCACUCGCAGCCCAUCGCGCAGGUGCGUAUCUCGCCCAACGGGCGCUGGAUCGCAUCCGCCUCUGCCGACGGCACCGCCCGCAUAUGGGAUGCCGAGACGGGCGCGCACAUCGACACUCUGGUCGGCCACAUGGCCGGCGUGUCGUGUCUGGCCUGGAGCCCGGACUCGGGCACCCUCGCGACCGGGUCCGACGACAAGGCCAUUCGCCUAUGGGACCGCAUCACGGCCGAGCCUGCACACGCUGUGGGAACCCAGGACGGGGAUGAUGAUGCAGAGCGGGGCCGCACACACGGCGGCACCAGGAUCUCGGGCGCGUCGGGGAUAGGCGUCGGCGGCGGAGGAGGCCCUGCGCGAGGAACUAGGCGGCCGCUGCUGGGUCAUCACAACUACGUCUACUGUCUUGCGUUCUCGCCCAAGGGCAACAUUCUUGCUAGCGGGAGCUACGACGAGGCUGUCUUCCUGUGGGACGUCCGGGCAGGUCGCCUGAUGCGCAGUCUGCCGGCGCACAGUGACCCGGUGAGCGGCAUAGAUUUUUGCCGUGAUGGCACUCUCGUUGUCAGCUGCUCAACAGACGGGCUAAUUCGUAUAUGGGAUACUGCAACUGGCCAAUGCCUACGCACUCUGGUUCACGAGGACAACCCCGCAGUCACCAAUGUGUGCUUCUCUCCCAACGGCCGCUAUAUCCUGGCCUUCAACCUCGACAGUUGCAUCCGCCUAUGGGACUACAUUGCGCAUCCAAGCAAGGUCAAAAAGACGUAUCAGGGCCACGUCAACACGGGCUUCAGCAUCGGCGGUUGCUUCGGCGUGGUGCAGGACGAGGAGGAGGAGAUUGAAGACGAGCAGCAAAAUGGCGAGGAUGGCGACGAAGACGAAGACGAGCAAGACAGACAUCCGCGUCGGAAACAACGCCAACCGAAGCAGCAGGCAUUUGUCGCCAGCGCCAGCGAGGAUGGUCAUAUUGUGCUUUGGGAUGUCAAGAGCAAGGAGGUUGUGCAAAAGAUCGCGGCGCACGACGGCGUCUGCUUCUGGGUGGACGUUGUAGGGGACACCAUGGUGAGCGCAGGGAAGGAUGCACGCAUUUUGGUCUAUCGCAACACACUGAAUUCGCGACGGCAGAAAACAGCGGUGGAGACUAACGGGGUGGACGGGACUAAGGGUAUGGAAACUGGAGGCGGCGCCGAGGAGAACGGCGGGCCGGGCGUGGUCAACGACGACCCGAGGGAAGACGAGGCGCCACAAGUUGAAAACUAAACCACUAAGUUUGCUCUUCACGAAUUUAACGAUACCCCAG
This is a messenger RNA of Pyricularia oryzae 70-15, 2193 nucleotides long. RefSeq names its product WD repeat containing protein 5. The transcript is spliced from 2 exons. NCBI's taxonomy places the organism in Eukaryota, Fungi, Ascomycota, Sordariomycetes, Magnaporthales, Pyriculariaceae. Gene Ontology annotation, molecular function: protein binding. The record is from RefSeq and is a predicted model, not a curated record. Bases 369 to 2153 code for a protein of 594 amino acids.